Messenger RNA from Exserohilum turcica Et28A, 1157 nucleotides. RefSeq lists its product as uncharacterized. Gene Ontology annotation, molecular function: clathrin heavy chain binding; structural molecule activity. NCBI's taxonomy places the organism in Eukaryota, Fungi, Ascomycota, Dothideomycetes, Pleosporales, Pleosporaceae. The transcript has 3 exons. Gene Ontology annotation, cellular component: plasma membrane; clathrin coat of coated pit; clathrin coat of trans-Golgi network vesicle. The record is from RefSeq and is a predicted model, not a curated record. Gene Ontology annotation, biological process: clathrin-dependent endocytosis; clathrin coat assembly; intracellular protein transport. The coding region runs from base 83 to 844 and encodes 253 amino acids.
CAACACCUGGAAGCAGAACAAUCGCCGCCCAAUCCCAUCGCCGCCCCUCUCCGCUACACCCGCCGCACCCUGCACAUGCACAAUGGCCGACCGCUUUCCCUCGCUCGACGAGAUUGAUGCUGGCCAGACCGAGGCGCGUGGCGAUGCAACAAACUUCGACCUCGUUGGCGACGCAGACAACACGGACGACUUCCUCUCGCGCGAGCGCGCGCUCCUGGGCGACGACGCGGACCAGUUUGCUUCGGAAAACGACCGGACGGCCACGGUCGAGGAUGGCGACGACGACCUCUUGGGCGGCGGCUUCAGCCAGGCCCCGGCCGGCGGCGACGACAUGAGCGGCUUCGAGAGCUCCUUCCCCGCCAUUGACACCAGCAACGAGCACAUGGCCCCUGGUGGCACCAUUUCCGGCUCAACCCUGCCCUUCCUCCCCGGCCAGCCAGCGCCAUCCUUCACGCCCCAGCGGUCAGACUCGCCAGAGCCAGAGCCAAUUCGCGAAUGGCGCGAGCGUCGCGACCUCCAGAUCCAGCACCGCGACGAAGUGUCCAACGAGCGCAAACAGAGAACCAUCGCCGAGGCACAGCAAAACAUUGACGACUUCUACGAGAACUACAACAACAAAAAGGAAAAGGAGAUUGCAAAGACACGGAAAGAAGCCGACGACUUUCUUGCAAACCGAGACGACACUACUGCGGGCGGUACAAGCUGGGAGCGCAUUGCGAAGCUGGUCGAUUUGAGCGGAAAGAGCACCAAGGGCGGUGCGUCGGGCAGCGACAAGGCCCGUUUCCGAGAGCUACUGCUCAGUCUGAAGAAGGACGAAAAGGCACCUGGCGCGACUGGAUACUAGGUGAGGGAGACGGUUGGAUGGUCGUGUGUUUUCGGAGCUCAGGCCAGGUUUGGCAAAUGCAAACGUUUCCAAUCCAAGCCAGGAGUUCAUGGAUAGGUUGCAGGUUCUUUGAUGCAGCUGUGUUAAUACCUAUUGUCAGCUUUGGAAAGGGUGCUCUAAAAGUUUCGGCUGAUUACAGUCAUAGUUGCCGAGACCAUGAAUGAUUCAAGUGUGGUUGUCACACAGUUAUGACUUGUUUACCGAGUGAUGUAUAGACCUCUAAUUGUCCGUCCAGAUAGCCGUGACAUUCGAUUAGUCUAUCUCAUUGACCGGG